Heteronotia binoei (common prickly gecko) is the source of this 2531-nucleotide messenger RNA. RefSeq names its product docking protein 7 (gene DOK7). The transcript has 12 exons. Gene Ontology annotation, molecular function: protein kinase binding. The coding region runs from base 92 to 2185 and encodes 697 amino acids. NCBI's taxonomy places the organism in Eukaryota, Metazoa, Chordata, Lepidosauria, Squamata, Gekkonidae. The record is from RefSeq and is a predicted model, not a curated record. Gene Ontology annotation, biological process: positive regulation of protein tyrosine kinase activity; neuromuscular junction development.
CUCGUCCCGCCUCCGCCCGGCGGCCCAAUGGAGCGGCGCUGAAAGUGACCCCGGCGGCGGCUGCUGCAGCUGUCGGGAACCAUGCCUGAAGAUGACGGAGGCGGCGGCGGCGGCGGUGGCGGAGGGCCCGCUCAAGUGGAGGGACGGCAAGAAGUGGAAGAGCCGAUGGGCGGUGCUGCGCAAGCCUUCCCCGGUGGCCGAUUGUUUACUCCUGCUGGUGUAUAAGGACAGGUCUGAACGACUGAAAGGUCUGAAGGAGCGAAGCAGCAUAACUUUGGAAGACAUCUGUGGCCUGGAGCCUGGGCUGUGCUACGAGGGUCUGAAUCACACUCUUGCCAUCAUCUGUUUGACUCAGGUUGUCAUGCUGGGUUUUGAGAACAAGGAAACGAUGCAGGCCUGGGAUGUACGGAUCCGCUAUAGUUUAGGUGAAGUUCACAGGUUUCAUGUUGUGGUAGCCCCUGGAACAAAACUGGAAAGUGGUCCAGCUACUCUCCAUUUCUGCAAUGAUAUUCUAGUGCUAGUAAAGGAUGUCCCACCGACUAUAAUGGGGCAGUGGAAACUAUCUGACCUGCGACGCUAUGGAGCUGUUCCUAAUGGAUUUGUCUUUGAAGGAGGAACUCGGUGUGGCUUCUGGGCCGGAGUGUUUUUCCUGUCUUGUAUGGAUGGUGAGAAGAUCAGCUUUCUGUUUGACUGUAUUGUUCAUGGCAUCUCCCCAAUGAAAGGCCCUUUUGGCUUGCGUCCAGUCCUACCAGACCCCAGUGCAAGUCACGUCAGCAUGGAAGAAAGAGUGGCCCAUGAAGCUUUACAAUUAGAGAAACGCCUCAGCCUUCUGUCUCACGCUAGUCAUCAUGGCAUUGGAGGUGAUGACAGAAGUUUAUCCAGUUCAUCUUCAGAUACAAGCCACUCUGAUGCCAGUAUUGGAAGUAGGUUGACAAUCUGGCCUGACCAUUCUUCAGCCAGUACUUCUCAAGAGAGUCAUGCUGCGGCAAAGGGUAUUCACCUGGGGGAAGAAAAAGCCCACGGAGAAGGUACCCACGGUAUCACCAAACCUCCUGCUAAACAACCCCGCUCCAGGCAGUUACAAGAGAUAGGACGCCAAAGUUCUUCUGACAGUGGAAUAGCCACCGGGAGUCACUCUUCUUACUCUGGAAGUUUUUCUUCCUAUGCUGGGAGCCUGGACAUUGGCCAUGGUGAUGAAUUUGGAUCACUUUUGAGCCUGCCGCUGAACCUUCCUCCAGACCAGAAUGUAUGUACUUGCCCACUUGGUGAGCAUCCGAGGAGUUCUGGCUUGGAGUACCAGGUUCCCAGCUCACUUAAACAUGCCUAUGACACUCCCAGAAGUUUGCUGCAGGUAGCUGCUAAAGAUGUGCAGACCACAAGUGCAGAUUCCAUGCAAUCCAAGGACCAGGACCAGGCAGCUCAAGGAAUUGAAGACCUGAAGCUGUGGACACCACAUCAAGAUGUGCCAGCUGCUUCCAAGAUAAGCCAGGCUGCCCUUUCUGGGGAAACCACCAAAGACUCGUGUGCUGAGCCAAGUGUGGAUUUUGCUUCAAGGUGGUCACAUCUAAGACAGCAAGGGCAGGUGUUGGAUUCUAGAAGUACUGAGGUGACAUCAGCAAGUGGCAUCUCCAGUAGUGUGUGUGAAGUAUGUAGCUCACCCCCUGGGACAGUGCAGCCUCUCUUUUCAUCUUGCCCCGUUUGUGGUGGGCUAAAGGAAACUGCAAUUUUAUCAUCUGGAGUCUUACCAGCUAUACCAGGUUCUUCUGCAGCAGCAGCUUCUUGGUGUCCAAAAGCACACAAAGGCCAAACUUUGCAAGCUGGUCUUAAAGGAAGUUAUGAGGUGAUGGUGCCAUCCACAGAAGCUGGAUCACUUGCUGAUGCUGAGGAGUCUGCAGGUGCUGUAGGUAAUUUAGCAGAUCUACCAUUGGCUGAUCGACUGUGCAGUGAAACAGCAACUUAUGUCAAUAUUCCUACCAGCCCUUCAUCAAAGAAACAGCUUCAUUACAUGGAGCUAGAACUUCAGGAAUCCAGUACAAAUAUAAGAGGAAGUGGGGCAACCAAAUAUGCACAGAUAGACAUUGCAGCGACGGAGACAGCCCACAAAGUGGGGACGCAGCACGCGCAGUUUCGAGAAGAACGGCUGCAGGAGCUCGAGCAGAAGAAGAAAGGAGGCCCAUCAUCAUGAUCUUCGUAGGGAGGCCUUAUGGAGCUCAUUCUCCUGCCCGCACUGUUCAGUCUUUCUGGGACUUCUUCAUUCAUCUAAACGCUGCCAUUUUCAGAAUUAUACCAGAUUCAUUCCAAUCUAUUCAUUUCCAAUUGGAAAACUGGUAGCAUGGUGUGUGUGUGUUUCUGUGUCUAAAUACAUUAGUUGUACAUGUGUCUGGUAAAUCACUUCUGUUGUAAUUUUUAAUGUCUUGCCAAUCAGGUAUCUGAUAUAACCGAUUUUGAAACAGAGGCAUUCAGUUUAAAAAAAGUUGAAUGUGUGAUAAAGAUGUACAUGUAUCUAAGUAUAUAUAAAGUAUUAGUUUGUA